This is a messenger RNA of Acanthisitta chloris (rifleman), 495 nucleotides long. RefSeq names its product regulator of chromosome condensation (RCC1) and BTB (POZ) domain containing protein 2 (gene RCBTB2). The annotation marks the transcript as partial. The record is from RefSeq and is a predicted model, not a curated record. Gene Ontology annotation, molecular function: protein binding. The transcript is spliced from 4 exons. Lineage: Eukaryota; Metazoa; Chordata; Aves; Passeriformes; Acanthisittidae.
GAAAAGUUAUCAGAAGUUGUGAUGUUCAUUGACAUCAUUAAAAGUUUUGAUAACAAUGCAAAUGUUAGGAUGCUUUUUAGGGAACAGUGUGAACAUUUUCGCUCCAUACUGAAUAAUGAUGAUGAAAUUAUAGAAAUGAGUGAAUUUUCUUAUCCUGUUUACCGAGCCUUCCUGGAAUACCUGUACACAGACAACAUCAGGCUCCCACCUGAAGAUGCUAUAGGGCUGCUAGAUUUGGCAACACUGUACAGAGAAAACAGAUUGAAAAAGCUUUGCCAGCAAACAAUCAAACAAGGCAUUUGUGAAGAGAAUGCCAUUGCUCUUCUUUCUGCUGCUGUCAAAUAUGAAGCUCAGGACUUGGAAGAAUUUUGCUUCAGAUUUUGCAUAAACCAUUUAACUGUUGUUACACAAACUCAAGGCUUUGCAGAAAUGGACCACGACCUCCUGAAAAACUUCAUUAGCAAAGCAAGCAGAGUGGGAGCAUUCCGAAAUUGA